ACGACCACGAAAAUUCCUUGAAGCUGAAGUUCGCUCGCUGCGUUUCCACAUUCGACAAGUCCAGUUUCCCGACAUCACGACAAUCUCUAGUAACCACCAACAUGGCCUCGGUUCAAUCAGUUCAGUGCUUCGGCAAGAAGAAGUCUGCGACGGCAGUUGCGGCUUGCAAGGCUGGCUCUGGCCUCAUCAAGGUCAACGGAAAGCCCCUUAGCCUAGUCGAACCCGCCGUCCUCCGCUUCAAGGUCUACGAGCCCCUUCUCGUUAUUGGCCUCGACAAGUUCGCCAAUGUUGAUAUCCGCGUGCGUGUGAGCGGAGGUGGUCAGACCAGCCAGGUCUACGCUGUCCGACAGGCCAUCAGCAAGGCCCUGAUUGCCUAUUACCAGAAAUACGUCGAUGAGCACAGCAAGAACCUACUAAAGCAGGCUCUCGUUCAGUUCGAUCGUACCCUCCUAGUUGCCGACAACCGACGAUGUGAACCCAAGAAAUUCGGUGGUCCGGGUGCCCGUGCCAGGUACCAGAAGUCUUACCGUUAAAGCGGGAGCGCAAAGCUACGUUUUACUUACGCGGUUGUGGUUCUGGUGGAGAAGAGCGGACCAGUCCUUUGGUACGAGGGAGCACGGCAUACGAACCAUGGAUCAUAUCAACUUAUGCGGGUCUGGUUUUGUCUUCCUUGUCUUUCCUGGUUCUCUGCGAACUCAGGGCAAGUGUCGGUGGUCGCACUAAGGGAGUUAUAAAAGGAAAUCCGGCGAGGCUAUUAGCACCAACUGCCUUCCGUAUGGUCAUUGCAUUUACAUGACAGGAAAUACUGUCUGGCUGUAAAGGGGUUAGGCGAAAUGAAACGACACAAAUUCUGAACAAACAAAAAAAGCCCUACGGUCAAAGUCUUUGUGAAUAAUACUGGCUGGCAUGAUAUGUUGUGCUAUUCGUAUUUGAUGCUAUGGAGGUAAACUGCCGAACCAUAAUUCAAGGUCGGCUUGACCUUGAGCUCGAAAGCUAAUGUUCUUCGAGUGACUAGCUGAUUUCAUCAAAUCACCCAGGAGACAAGUGACAUGUCUAGGUAUAUUGAGGCUUAUCAGAUGUGAUAUAACCCAAGCUAUACGUAGGUAUUCUAUUUACCUAUUUGGUGGUGACACCCCUACGUCUAAUCCGGCCCCAGCUCGGGGAGUUGGAAGCAUGACUAUUCGUUUCUUGAUGCAUUCCACUCUUGCCGAGUCCCCGUGGGGUGGGUAAGGUUAUAUAGAUCAAGACUCCCAAAUAGAGGAUGCGCAAUAUACCCGGCC
This is a messenger RNA of Xylaria bambusicola, 1280 nucleotides long. RefSeq names its product ribosomal protein S5 domain 2-type protein. Gene Ontology annotation, cellular component: cytosolic small ribosomal subunit; ribosome. The record is from RefSeq and is a predicted model, not a curated record. Gene Ontology annotation, biological process: translation; maturation of SSU-rRNA from tricistronic rRNA transcript (SSU-rRNA, 5.8S rRNA, LSU-rRNA). Lineage: Eukaryota; Fungi; Ascomycota; Sordariomycetes; Xylariales; Xylariaceae. Gene Ontology annotation, molecular function: structural constituent of ribosome; RNA binding. Bases 102 to 533 code for a protein of 143 amino acids. The transcript is spliced from 6 exons.